Molecule: messenger RNA, 1002 nt
Organism: Ectocarpus sp. CCAP 1310/34
Lineage: Eukaryota; Phaeophyceae; Ectocarpales; Ectocarpaceae
Source: the annotation of a GenBank genome assembly
GUAGGUACACAGGUACACACAGUCACAAUGCCCCAUCAGUUUCACCGUGUGUGAUACCAUGGCCUCCGCCACCGAUGAACGACACCUCACUACCGACGAAGACGACGUACGCAGGCGAGCGGAAGAGGCGGGAGCGGGAUCGCAUCAAUAAGAAGAGUGUCGUUAACGAAAGGAAGCGCGCGAACAGCUCUAACACCAAGCGUCAUGCCGUGCAAAAGGAGAGAAGAAUCGCCAGCUCGCCAAGGGCAGGCGUCGUUUGGCCGACAUUGCGCAUGAAGAAGACGCUGUGUCGCGUCUAUUUACAGGGUGUGAUCACCAGACGACAUGAAGCCCUCCAAGCUACGCGAGAAGAUAUGCGUAUCCCUGUUGAGAAUGCCGACCCUUGCUGUCAUGGUGGAGCGAAACUCUUCGCCAAAGAAUCCAAAGGGAUAUGCUGCAAAAACGGCAAGCGGGCUCCCAACGUCAUAUCCGAUUCCCUGGCUUUCACGUCCCCGGGAGCGCCCUCAUUCGAAAUCGUCGCCGUCGAUACACGCGCCAAGGGUGUUUUGCCGAAAGAUAGGACAGCGAUGGCUAGAACUGUCACUGGAGAGACAAACAAGAUUCCCGCGUGAGACAGGGACUACUUCCCUCUGACGUAUAUCUUGCUUUUCCCGGAGGGUGGAGUGUCUGGUUGGCACCGUGAUCAAAAGAGCACUACCGGGCACAAGAUUACUCUCUCACAGUAGCUGACGCAAUUAUUGGUCAGAGAACUUUUGCGACACUUGGACCAUCCGUCUUAUUUCGUCACCGCAACAUGCAACACCGUGCGUCAUGAGUGUAUUAACCAAACAGCAUGCGCCAUUUCCACGACGCCUGCGAUUUUUGCAUUAUUCGGACCGUUCAAUUGUACCUGCGUUAUUCCCUAUUGCUCGUAUGUGCUCAAAUACGUGCCGCAAUUUUUCCCUUGCUGUGAACGACUCUUUUAGUUUUCUUCACUGAAACUCAGUCAUGAUUCCACCCUAC